UUAACGGUUAGAUCUCAAAACCUACUAAUUACCUCCAACUCUUCUCUCACAAUAUAAAUGGUGGAAUUGUUUUGUGAAUCAAGCAUUGGACUUGAAUACCAAUAGAGUGAUCUAAUCCGUCAGUAAUGGAAUCUUCUUCCUGUUCCCUGUCAUCCUCUUUCAUUCCCAAAUUCUCAGUAAUCACCACAAAAACCCCAUUAUUACUUCCCCCUUUCUUCACCAUUUCUUCUGUCAAAACUGACGACCGCCCGGAGCUCGCUGCAAGAACUCAAUCUCAGCCCUUGAUCAAGAGAUCCGCCACCGUCCCCGCCGCCGCCGCCGCCCCGCCUUCAUCGACCAUCCCGCCGCCGCUGCCGGCCACCAUUUUAAACGCAUUCGACAGCUUUAUCAACUGCUUCAUCGACCCUCCCCGGAAGUCCUCCGUCGACCCGAGGUAUGUCCUGUCCGACAACUGGGCUCCGGUGGACGAGCUGCCUCCCACCGAAUGCCAAGUCCUGGAAGGCUCUCUGCCGCCGUGCCUCGACGGCGCGUACAUCCGCAACGGCCCUAACCCUCAGUUCCUCCCCCGAGGUCCGUACCAUCUCUUCGACGGCGACGGCAUGGUCCACGCGAUUAGGAUUUCCAGAGGGAAGGCUACGCUCUGCAGCCGCUACGUGAAGACGUAUAAAUACAAAAUCGAGCGGGAAAGAGGCUUCCCCGUCGUCCCCAACGUCUUCUCCGGCUUUAAUGGCAUCUCCGCCAUGGUGGCGCGCGGCGCCGUCGCCGCCGCCCGAAUUAUCGCCGGCCAAUUCAAUCCGACCAAUGGCUUUGGCUUGGCGAACACUAGUCUGGCUCUGAUUGGCGGACGCCUCUACGCUUUAGGCGAAUCCGAUCUUCCUUACGCCAUUAAAGUAGAUCGAAACGGCGACGUUCAGACCCUCGGCCGCCAUGAUUUCAACGGAAAGCUCGCGAUCAGCAUGACGGCGCACCCUAAACUCGACCCCGAAACCGGCGAAACCUUCGCCUUCCGGUACGGUCCGGUGCCUCCGUUCCUCAAUUUUUUCAGAGUGAACGCCGACGGAGAGAAACUGCCUGAUGUUCCGGUUUUCUCCAUGACGAGCCCUAGUUUUCUCCACGAUUUCGCCAUUACCAAAAAAUACGCAAUUUUCAACGAAAUUCAGAUCGGCAUGAAUCCGAUCCAGAUGGUGUCCGGCGGAUCUCCGGUGGCGGCGAACCCUGGGAAAGUUCCCAGGAUCGGAAUUCUACCUCGGUACGCUAAGGACGAGUCCGAAAUGCGGUGGUUUGAGGUGCCGGGGUUCAACAUGAUCCACGCAAUCAACGCCUGGGAUGAAGACGACGGAGACACGGUGGUGCUGGUGGCGCCGAACAUCCUGUCGGUGGAGCACACUCUGGAGAGGAUGGAUCUGAUUCACGCGUCUGUUGAGAAAGUGAAAAUCGACGUGAAGUCCGGCACGGUUUCCCGGCAGCCGAUCUCCGCCAUGAAUUUGGACUUCGGAGUUAUGAAUCCUCAGUUCGUCGGGAGGAAGAACAAGUAUAUAUAUGCCGGAGUUGGCGAUCCAUGGCCAAACGUUUCAGGCGUGGUCAAGCUGGACAUCUCCGUAUCUGGCCGCGACUGUAUAUCGGCGACUAGAAUGUUCGGCUCCGGUUGCUUUUCCGGCGAGCCAUUUUUCGUGCCGAGCAACAACGCCUGCGACGAGGACGAUGGAUAUAUUGUUACGUACGUGCACAACGAGAAUACAGGGGAGUCGAAAUUCCUAGUGAUGGAUGCUAAGUCCCCGAAUCUCGAGACGGUGGCUGCUGUCCGGCUGCCCCGCCGCGUCCCCUACGGCUUCCACGGCCUCUUCGUCGGAGAAGCCGACCUCGACAAAUUCUAAUUACCGGUACAUAUAUAUGUAUACUCGUAAUAAAACUAUUGUAUAUAAUACAGUUAUUUGAUCCAAUUAGCAUAUAUAUAUAUUACAUAUUUCUACGUAAUAAAAUAUAUAUUGUAUUAUAAAUAUAUAUAUAUAUAUAUAUUAAUUGGGUCAAAUAAAAUAGACUUAUUUUUCAAUGGGCAUUGUAAUUAAUUUAAUUUCAAACGA
Andrographis paniculata is the source of this 2081-nucleotide messenger RNA. RefSeq names its product probable carotenoid cleavage dioxygenase 4, chloroplastic. The transcript has 2 exons. Gene Ontology annotation, molecular function: carotenoid dioxygenase activity. Gene Ontology annotation, biological process: carotene catabolic process. NCBI's taxonomy places the organism in Eukaryota, Viridiplantae, Streptophyta, Magnoliopsida, Lamiales, Acanthaceae. Gene Ontology annotation, cellular component: chloroplast stroma. The record is from RefSeq and is a predicted model, not a curated record. Bases 126 to 1874 code for a protein of 582 amino acids.